AUGUCUGAAGAGCUACAGGAGGCGCUGGAUGGCUUUUUCUUGGCCGCGGAGUACGGUCGGUCUGACGUUAUUAAGGCACUAGCCGACCACAGUCGUGGGCGUUUGUCAUUAGCCGACGUGGUGGAUCCUGUGACUGGUCGCUCACCUUUGCACGUGGCUGUAGCAAGUGGUAAGAAGGACGCACUUCGAGUUCUUUUAGCUGCUGGCUUUCCCCCGGACCAUCAGAGCAAGAAACAAAAAGAAAAAGACCAAGGAAAUCGAUCAGCAUAUGCAUUGGCUCAAGAUUUGAAGGAUCAGGAUCUCCUUUUGGUGUUCCAUCAAUUUCUGAUCCAACAAGUCGCUGCCAAUAACAUGCAGAGUGUGAACCAGUUGCUGGCGGCUGGAGUGGAUGUGGGUGUUACUGAUGCAGCUACAGGAGGAUCAUUGCUUCAUUGGGCAGUGUCCUGUCAAGCUCUGGAUGUGAUGAAGGGCUUAUUGGAGAAGGAAGAUGUGCAGAGACUGAAGCUGGUAGAUGCACGUAAUGGAGAAGGCGCCACGCCGAUGCACUUGGCAUGUCAUGCAAAUCAAGUGGAGUGUGUAAAUAUGCUACUUGCACACCAUGCAGAUGUGAGUUUGAGAGGUGAUAAAGGGUUGAGUAAGGAUAAAACGGCAUUUGAGCUGGCCUCAAAGCCGGAGGUCGUAGCAUUAUUAUCUCAAUAUUGCAAGGAUGGAAAUGAUAAGGUGGAGGAAUCACAUUUAGAUGGAAAAACUGGAAAUGCAAGAAAUGUGGAGAAGAAUGAAGGGAAGUUGUGCCCGUCACCGGCAACUAUAGGCGAACAAGGAGGGUGGUCUGGAACUUGCAUACAUGAAGUCCAAAAUGGAAAAUUGCUGUUGCAGCUUGAAGAGAAGGAUUUGCUAGUGAAUCAGCUGAAAAAUACCAUCGAAACGCUUGUGCAGGAAUUGCAGGAAAGUCAGAUGCUUGGAGAUGAGCGUGUGUUGCUAAAUUAUGUCCGAAAGCUGCGAAAUGAGAAGACGACCAUCCAGAGACAGCUCGAGGACGGCCAUGAGCACAUAAAAGAUCAACAACAACAGUUGAACAGCUUGAAGGAGCAGAUUCGGCAAAUGUCCAGUUUUGACAAACAGCUUGAGACUGACCACGAUAUUCUCUCUCAUACCAGUGAUGGCACCACGAGCAGUACCGCAGGUUGUCCUCCAGAUACUAUUAACACCGAAAUAGGCGUAUUGGAAUGUUAUCAACGCGAAAAGUACCUCGAUGAAGAGGAUACUGAGCCUGAAACGUUUCAAGGAGAAGCGCUGAAUCUGGAUGCUUGGACGUCAAAGGCGCAACGUGAGCAAGAAACCUUUAAUCGAUAUGUUGAAAAGCAUGGAUCUGAUAUCUGGAGUACUGUAUGGAACGGUAUCUGGACAGGGGCUGGCGAAACGGCGGACGCAGACGACGAGAUCGUUAUGACGGUGUAG
Peronospora farinosa is the source of this 1458-nucleotide messenger RNA. Lineage: Eukaryota; Oomycota; Peronosporomycetes; Peronosporales; Peronosporaceae. The record is from the annotation of a GenBank genome assembly.